Vitrella brassicaformis is the source of this 2722-nucleotide messenger RNA. The record is from the annotation of a GenBank genome assembly. Lineage: Eukaryota; Vitrellaceae.
GUGCAACACGAUUGAACGAACGAAUGGAUGGACACAACGACAUCAGUACAACACGUACACGACACACACUCACACAGACACACACCCCGACGGAGGUCCGUACUCUCACACGCACACACACUCGAUGAAAUGCAGUGCUUACACACAGACGGACACGUUCCAACCACCGUGGCAGGCAGGCAGGCAGACAGGCAGGCAGGCAGAGAGAUAGAGACCGGCAGGUAGGCAGAAGGUGGGUGACGGUGCCGCGUCUUACAGCGAUACGCGUCCAUCCGUGUCUGCGGCGGACCCCGCUGAUCAGAUGCAUCACGCCCACGCACCUCACCUCCACAGCUGAAGACAGAGGGAGGCGACGCGACCCUCACGUUUGGUGUGGUGUGGUGUGCUGAGCAUGCCACGACGCUGGCGAUCAUCGAUCAGUCAAGUCAGGAGAAAAAUGCCACGCCGUGCCUGGGCUGACCUGACCUGACCGAACUGGACUGGACUGAAGUGGACCCACACCACACACACGCAUAAUGAAUGACAUGAGAGGGGUGGACGGACGAGCAGGAGAAGAAAGAAAGAAGGAGCUGCAAAGUCUAUCCACAGAAGGGUCAACCAACGAGCCUGCCUGCCUGCCUGUGUGUAUAUAUCUAUCUCUGUCCCCAUCGCCUCGCCCAAGAGAUCUGUACAGGAGCCCCCCUCGCCCUCACCAAGGCAAACCCUCACUCGGUCUCAAACGAUGGAUGCAUGGAUGGAUCGAUGGACGCAAGCAAACACCACGGCAGAUAGAGAUAGAUAGAUACAAACAGACAAACAUCGCAAAGUCAUCCAGGCAGGCAGGCAGGCAGGCCACACACGCGACGCAACGACAGAGGAGGGGAGGGGAGAGUAGCGUAGGUGUAGGUAGAUAAGAAGAGCAGGGCACUGCACUGCAUGGUCAUUCAUUCAUAGGAAGUAGUCGGGAAUGCGCUUCUCGCUGAGGUCCGUGGAGGGGGUGCCGCGCUCGGGGGACGGGUCGAACUGCAGGCUGCACACACACACACACAGACACACACACAUAUGAGCGCCCAGAGAAACCAUGAGGGCCACCCACCCACUGUCUGUGUCGUGUGGUGCUGUCUGUCUGUCUGUCUAUCUGGCGCUUCGCUUGUGUGGCCCCCCGGCGUGUGCUGUGCUGUGGUCGCGCAGCUCACAAGAUGUAUUUCAUGUUUUCAUCGAUUUCCAUGAUGGCGGCCUGGUUGCCGCACCGGUAGCAGUAGUUGGGCGCAGAGAAGACCGUCACCACAUUCCGCUCCUGCGCCCACGCGAAACCCUACACACACAGAGAGAGAGAGAGAGAUUACAAAGUGCAGAGUGCAAUCCAUAUGGGCUGUGGUGGUGACGUUGGUCGGCGCAUGUGUGUGUGUGCUGUACUGUACCUCCAUGACGAGUUGGUGUGCUCUUGCGAUGAGUUUCAGGCCGUUGUUGUGGUUGAACUGCUCGCUGAUGUCCUGACCAAACGUGUAACCUGAACGCACACACGCACCAAUGCCGUGAGCCGUCGAUGCGCGUGUGUCUGUCUGCCUGCCUGUGCGUACCUGCCCCCCGUGGUGAGAUGCCCCAUCCGCAUCGGUCGUCGGGGUCGGACCACAGCAAAUCGCACAUCGGACCCUCGUGGGGCACCUCCUGGACCCUGUCAGUCAGUCAUUGUCAUUCAUGCAUGUCACAGGCACGGCUGGCUCUGUGCGGUGUGGGUGUCUGUCUGCGGCUGGGUGUACCUACCUGUCGAGCUGUCUGACGUGGUCGAGUGAGUCGAUGGACGGCGACAGGCCGGCGUGGGGGCAGAAGAUCUGGUUCUCUAUCAGCGCACUCAACGGCAAAAAGUCAAACAGCUCUGACACACACAGGAGGACAGGACAUGCAUUCACUGAGCAGAUGUAUGUUUGGUUGGGCGUCCGCACCUGUGAAGUACCUCCACACGUUGGCGGAGCCAUACUUGCGGAGGCACUCGUCGUAGAAGCCGUAAACCUGCGUGAUCUGACGGCUCUCGUGGUUCCCACGGAUGAUGCACACUGACCAGCCAACCAACCAACCGACCAACCACAAGCACACACACAGAAGUGCAUCCAUCGAAUGACUGGGCCAUGCGUGGUGGGUGCAUAAGCUCACCUACCUCUGUCUUUGUAUCUGACUUUGAGUGCCACGACGAGCGUGACGCUCUCGACAGAGUAGUAGCCGCGGUCCACAUAGUCGCCCAGAAACAGAAAAUUCGUCUCGGGCGAAUCUGCACACACCACACGCACACGUCAAACAUGACGACAGACACCACACGCGAAGCCGUCUCUCCUCUGUCUGGCAGGGCAGUGAGUGCAUUAAUGCUGUCUGUCGUGCAUACGUCCGGCGAUGCGAAAGAGCUCUUUGAGGUCAUAGAACUGGCCAUGGAUGUCUCCCACGACCGUAACGGGCACCCUGACGGGCUGGACAUUGUUCUCGUUCUUGAGAAUCUCCCUGGCCUUGUCGCACAAAAUCUUGACCUCGCCCUCGGGCAGCGGCGAGCACUCGAGCAGCUGGUCUAUCUGCUGGUCCAGCUUGUCUAUCUCCAGCUGAUUGAGGUACUUGACGGCCGUCUGCGGGCCAGAGCCCGACUGACCGCCGCUGCUCGACGUCGUCGCUGCCAUCGCCUCAACAACACUCUCACUCGCCUCGCAAAGCUCGCCUGAACUGCCCACCUGUGUGAAGGGUGGCGCCGAAGGCAGGCGCC